CAGACUCCAGUCAGAAAGAUGGGUCGGCUGUAGGUGGCCUAUCCUCUCGGUUCGGUUCAGCGCUGGGGUUGGGCACCUCUUCAUUUUGGGCCUUUCUUUACGCUCACCUGGGCCUGCGCCCCUUUAACACAGACCCUUCACUGUAGUUUUCAAAUGCGGACUAUGGGGGGAGGUGGAGAAGGAGAAGGAGACCAUCAGAGGACCCCCAGCCCCUGCGCUCACUGCCCUUGUCCGGGAACAGCUGUGGAGUUGGGGCCAGGGCACAGUUGAGCAGAGCUGGCUGGAAGACUGUCCGAACCGGCACCCUCAAUUGACCCCCAGGACAGCACCUAGGGCCAUGGCCAGAGAGGGAACCACAGUGACCAGGAGGGUGGCAUCCAUGGACACGGCGGGGAGGGAGGAUGCCCUUUCCCUUGCUGGUGCUCAGAGGUUUGGCCAGGGUCAUGCCCCCCACCAUGGAAGAGCACCUAUGGAUUCAAAUGAGCAAUGUCCAAGUCAGAGGGAGGAGGUCACAUGUAGUUCCUUGUCAUCGGUUCCCGCCUGCUUUACUCUUGAUGUUGACGAUUGGGUGAGAUGAAAGCCUCUCCAACGGACCCAAGGAACCAGAGUGCUCCAGCCGGCCUAGCUUGGAAGCCAGUGUGGAGCUGGCGCCUGGUAGGUCUGGGUGUUGAAUGGACACAGCUGGUUCAUCGGAUCUGCUGACAGGGGCCCCACGGGGCGGAGUCCCCGAUGAGGAAGCAGGAAGAAAAGGAUGCCGAGCUGGACCGGAGGAUAGCUGCCCUGCGAAAGAAGAACCAGGCCUUACUGCGUAGGUACCAGGAGAUCCAGGAAGACCAGAGGCAGGCAGAGCAGGGGGACAUAGCUGGGAGCCUGCUGCAGCCCCUCCCACCUGACAGCCUUACUGUCACCAUCAGCCAGGUUCCUGGGGGGAAACGAGUGGUCAGCAGGAACUGGGGACUGCGCAGCCUGGGCCGUGGGGCAGCCAGCGAGCUGCCUGAGGAUGAGGACGAAGACCAUGCAGCUGCCUUCUGCUCGGGGGAGAGGGUGGAGCUGGCUGUGACCAUGGAAAACAAGGCUGAGGCCAAGAGGGUGGUCAGUGAAAAGCCCACCAGAGCCCGGAACCGGGGGACAGGUGGAUCACUUGGCAGGGACUUUGGGUGCAGCCCCCCCAUGCAGACUGCUGCCAGCCUGGAUUCGGCACGGAAGGGGGCCCGGGAAGCCCGGAGUGUGGGUCGGGCCCCAGGCCCAGCUCCCCGGUGGUCGGCCGCAGGGCUCACAGAGGUGGGCUGGGACUACAAGCAGUGGAAGCAGGAGCGGGAGCAGAUUGACCUGGCCCGCCUCGCCCGGCACAGAGACGCACAGGGUGACUGGUGCCGCCCGUGGGACCUGGACAAGGCGAAGCCCACGCCGAAGGACUCUGACUACCACAGGGAAGAGGGCCCAGGCAGGGGCGGCAGAAGGGGUUCCAGGAGCCACCGGAAGCUGCAGCUGCCACCACCCCCUGAUGGAGAAGGGCCGUCUCUUGCAGGUGGUACCACACGAGGUGGGCAACACAGCAGACCCUCGGUGGCACCGGCCACAGGCAGCAAGGCCCAGGGGAAGGAGAGGCUGACGGGCAGGGCUCGCAGGUGGGAGAGGAAGGAAGACCAGGAGCCAGAGAGUCAGGAGGGAAGUCGAAGCCCUGGAAAGACCCCUACUGAGGAGGAACAGGGACCACAGCGAAGUGGGAUGGAGCCAGGAGAACCCAGCAGUGGCCCAGCCCCCAGCCCAGCCCUGGCAGGCCCAGAGGGGCCCAAUAGGGAGCCAGGGCCUUCAGCAGCCAGCUCGGCCCCUGCCUCCCCACAGCACACUGACUUGGCUCCCCUUGACCUCUCUCUUGGAGGGGUCAGGAGCCCUGUGCCCAGGGAGAGCCUGGGUGUGCUGAGUCCGGGGCCUGGGGCCCAGGAAAGCCCCGGGGCCAGGCCGGAUGGGUCAGAGCAGACUCUGGGAUGGACUAACCAUCAGGCGGACCUGGAAGUCCAGAGUAGCUCUGAGCCACACAGAGGGGCCGGGCGCCUCCAGCCCCGUGAAGACGGGUCUGGGAAGGAGGGGGACCAGCAGGGCCUGGCCCAGAGAAGCAGGCCCCUCAGAGGAACCAGUAAAAGGGGAAGAGGGACAGCAGGUGUGAGGCGCAGGACAGGGGGGCCAGGCCCUGCAGGAAGAUGCUGAGCACAGCUCCUGAGAGCUAGAAGGGAGGUGGGGAGCGUUUUGUGUGAUGAAUGGCUGGUUGCCAGAGGCUUGUGCCAGGCUGGCUGAGCAGUUUGGCAAAGUCUCUGGCAAAGCACUGUAGUGAGGGCAGAGCUGUUGCCUUCCCCGCCGCUCACCUGCAGAGCCCUGUGCACCGGUGCGGGGCUCAUGUGCAGGCACAGCCCUUGCUGGCCCUGGCCUGGCCUCUGCUUCCCAGGCCCCACUCCCUUCUCCAAGGUGAGACAGGGCUGGGAAGCACUUGGCUCUCUGCUCCCCUUACCCCAAGGGCCUGAGCUCCUGCCCCAGCUGAUUCAGGCUCCUCAAGGGCCACUCUAGCUGAAGCAGGGGAACCAGGUUCCAGCAAGCACCUGGCCUGUGGCAGAGAGAGCCGGCCCAUGGCAUAAGGCACCCAGCGGGCAGGGCCUGGGCUCCCAUCUCCUCUGGGAAGGCCUCCUCUCACCACAGGGCGGGAGGGGCUCACCACCAGGAAGCCCUGCGGGUCAGACAUCAAGUACACCCUGGGUCACUUCCUGCCUACUCAACUUCCUCCCCGGCCCUCCCCCCAUGGCCCUGCAAAGGCACAAAGACAUGGACUCUGGUGGAGAAGGCCACUCACAAGGGAUGCAGAGAGAGAGUGACUCCAGCCAAGGGCGACAACAGGACUGGUCUCUCCUCCUUAGCCACCAUCCCUGCCCCCAGGGCCCGCAUCUGGAGGAUUCUCUAGACUCCGCACAAGCUGUGGCUUCCUCUCGAUUCAACAAACAUUUCCUGAGCACCCGCUACGAUGCGCAGCCACUCCCCCCCUAUCCCAGGGGCCAGCCGGUCAGACCUCCAGGGGCACAGCCCCACUUCUGCUCAGCUGGGGAGAGGGGGUGCUCUUUGCUCCCGGAUGCCACCAGUGGUCCCCUCUGUACCCGUUUCUGUGCCAAGUCUGUUCUCUGCGGAGGGUCCCGGGCUUACUUCCCCUGAGGGAUGCGGGAGGAGUGUGCCAGCUCCGCCCACAGGAGCGCCCCACUGCUCAGUGAGCCCGAGGUCCAGGGGUCCCCACCUCAAGGCCCCUCUCCCAGAGCUAGCUGGCUCCUGCACCCCUCCCCUACUCAGGAAGCUUGGGGAUCUAGGAGCGCUUCAGGUCAGAUGGUGGGUUGGGGGCAUCUCAUACUUGGACAAGGGGCGGGUUCAUCCACAUUCUGUUCCGGAGGUCUGCGGAAGUCGCCCUUCUAAUAGGCUCCAGGGGACGUCUGUGCCGCCGGUGGCGGACUACCUUUUCAGAGGUCUCAGGAAGUUGGUGGCGAAAUGGAAUGGAAAAACAGUGGUUUCCCAUGAACUUUUUGAAACCCCCUCAUUUAUGUGGAUGUGGGGAACCAAGACCCACUGUAGGUAUUAAUGGCUGGAAGUGUAGGGGUUGUGGCAGGGAGCCAAGGCUCCCGGGCAGGGUCCCUGUGUGGGUGCUGCCAACGUCCUCAAGUGGGGGGUGAGAAAGCUGGCUGGGGAUGAGACUGGGUAGAGGGCACUGUAAGUGAU
This is a messenger RNA of Echinops telfairi (small Madagascar hedgehog), 3747 nucleotides long. RefSeq names its product coiled-coil domain containing 9B (gene CCDC9B). The record is from RefSeq and is a predicted model, not a curated record. Bases 730 to 2208 code for a protein of 492 amino acids. The transcript is spliced from 14 exons. Lineage: Eukaryota; Metazoa; Chordata; Mammalia; Afrosoricida; Tenrecidae.